This is a messenger RNA of Ceratosolen solmsi marchali, 1190 nucleotides long. RefSeq lists its product as uncharacterized. Bases 84 to 1190 code for a protein of 368 amino acids. NCBI's taxonomy places the organism in Eukaryota, Metazoa, Arthropoda, Insecta, Hymenoptera, Agaonidae. The transcript has 6 exons. The record is from RefSeq and is a predicted model, not a curated record.
UACUCGCAAGACUCGUACCCGGCGACGUAGAAAGUCGAAGAUGCGCGUACGAGGAUGAGGACGAGGGGCCUGUGCUCGCGGGGAUGGUCGUGACGGCUGAUGAGGAGGAUGCGGAGGAUGAAGAGGAAAAGGAAGAGAAGGACGAGAAGGAAGAGGAGGGAGAGGAACUGCGCAGGUGGCUCGAUCAUACCGGAAGCAUGCCCUACAACAACGCAUCACCAGAGGAAGGAAUACUAAACGACGGUGGACUCAGCGCCAAAUUAAAAUGCCCGGCCUCGAUCUCGCGGCUACGAGUGGAGAAGAUCGAGGGUGGUCUGAUGGUGGCCGGGGUCGUCGUGGCCGCCAACUGUCAAAUCGCUCUACCAGCCUUCGGCUUCCUCUUCGUCCUCGUGGGCGCCGUCCUCACCGCUGCCUCUUAUCGCGGCCCUGGCGAGGACGAGGACAAGGACUCUUACGCGGCUCGGAUAGCCUUUACCGGCAAUUCCCGCAUCCUCGGCCCAAUCUGUAUCGUCGUGGGCGCACUCAUGUUCGGCCUCGGGGCGCUCCUCUGUGCCCUGACGCGACGUGCCAGAAGACGGGAGCGACGUGUCGGCUUCCACUGUCCGCUUCAUGGUGACUUCUAUCCUCUAAGCCCGGCCCAGGGCGCCAAAAUGAUUGGUAAAAACGUCGGCGGCUGGACGAAGAUCCCCUGCUUCCGGGGUAGGGCCUCGCUGGGCAGCGACUCAAAGCUCGGCGCCCGCUCGGGUCCGCCUCAGUGCCCGCACUCGGUCCUCAGCAGCACCCGGAGCUCCGUAAGCAGCUCGCCCCUCAGUCCCUGUCCGACGCCGAUGCCCUUCCUCGUCACUUCGGGCUCCAUGAGCAGUGGAAUGGUGCAGAUUAGCGCAGGCACAAAUCUCUCGCCCGACCAGACCUUUGGAUCCAUUAGAUCGCUCUCUGUCACGAGGGAGGUUGCGAGUUUUCCACUUUCCCGGACGCCGACUCCACCGCCGCAACACAGAUCGCUGUCAAACUCGAUCUCGACCAAGCACGAGGAGACCAGCCCGGACAGCCAGAGCAGAGGGACGCCGAAGUCGGAGGUUCGGGACGUGAUAGCCGCGCAACGCCAGGACUCCCCGAGUCCAGCCGAGCGAGCCGCCCAGCCCAGUCGGAAGUCCGUGAGCAUCGUCCUCCCGGACGAGUCCCUCGGCUGA